GUAUCGUCAUAGCCGGUAGAAUGACAGUGCCUGUGUAACCGGAAGCUAGCUGCCAAGCUGGAUGCUGCUUAGUUCAGGGUAUGAAAAAAACACAGGAAAUACUUUUAAACUGUGAAGAUGGCUUCCUAUUUUGAUGAACACGACUGUGAACCAACGAAUCCCGAAGAACAGUACCGUCAGAAUGCACUACUCGAACUGGCUCGGUCUCUGAUGCAGGGUCUGGACAUUGAUUCAGGAGCGUUUGACCUUUCAGACUGGGACCAGCGGCUUCCUCCCCCAGCUGCUAAAACAGCAGUCCAAACCCUACCUGUGGUUAUUAUAGCCCCAGAACAAGUAGACAAAGGGCUGAAGUGCCCUGUGUGUCUGCUGGAGUUUGAGGAGCAGGAGACAGUGCGGGAGAUGCCCUGCAAACACCUCUUUCACUCUGGUUGCAUCCUGCCCUGGUUAGGGAAGACCAAUUCUUGUCCGUUAUGCCGCCUUGAGUUACCCACUGACAAUCCAGAGUAUGAGGAUUUUAAGAAGGACAAGGAGAGGAGAAAACAGCGGGAACACAGACUGGAAGAUCUACAUGGAGCCAUGUACACAUAACGGCUCAGAGCACACAUCUUAUUGACUAUUUCACAUUUCUUGUUGUGUUGCAAUAGAAUUGAGAAUUGAUCACAGCUGAGAUGAUAUUGUUUUAUGUUUUAUUGUGGGUAUUGUAAAUACAUCGGUUUUAAAUACAAAAUUGUAAAAAGACCUGUUUUGUGAUACAAAUACAUUAUGGAUAGUCACUUAUACAAUUAAAGGAAUAUUGAGGCAGUUUAGUCAGUGUUCUACAUUCCCUGCCUUAUGUUUAUGGUAUCUCUUCAUCUGCCCCAAUAUGGAAACUGAAUUGAGUGGAAUACUGUUGUUCAGGCCUUAUAUUCAUUAAGACAUAUGCAAUCUGUUUGUACAUUUUAAUAUUAACUCAUGUUUAAUUUACCACACCUACCAGAAUGGUCGAGAACUCAGCACAGACAAAGUCCCAUGGGUGAUUGCAAAUCAUGUCUAGCAUUCAUUUGUUGGUAUGGCUGGCAUUACUGAGUAGUGUUUUGUUUGUUAGGGGCUGUUUGUCAGACAAGUUAAGCCUAGUCUGUGGCAAAAAAAUUCCAAUGGAGACUUUCUAUUGACCUGGAUUUUUAGUCAACAUCUAUCAGUGCAGGCCUGGGACCAGUCCAUGUAGAAAUAGAAAUGUUAGGGUUUUGGGGUAAAACAUCAGGGUAAAGAGCAAUUUGAAACAAAGCUGCAGUGACAGAAAUACAAAAUCAGAAAGCAGUCAUAUUUUUUCAUAAUGCAAUAAAGAGCUGUGAGUCAACUUAA
This is a messenger RNA of Esox lucius (northern pike), 1341 nucleotides long. It is a transcript of the gene rnf181, whose product is annotated as ring finger protein 181. Bases 118 to 588 code for a protein of 156 amino acids. The transcript has 6 exons. Gene Ontology annotation, cellular component: cytoplasm. Lineage: Eukaryota; Metazoa; Chordata; Actinopteri; Esociformes; Esocidae. Gene Ontology annotation, biological process: protein ubiquitination. The record is from RefSeq and is a predicted model, not a curated record. Gene Ontology annotation, molecular function: ubiquitin protein ligase activity.